CUCAUCUUUUGCUUUUGCUUCUUGUUUCUCGUCCGACCUUUGAUAGGCAAAAUUCUUGUUCGUUGACCGAACCUAGCUUUGAUAGCUCCACCGCCCCCCCGACAGACUCGACCACUUGACAACUAUACAUAUAUCCACCACAGCUUUGAUAGCUUCUACUCGCCAUGUCCUCCCCCAUUCACAGCUUCCUCUUCUCCCCUCCCCCUUCCCCACCAUCCCGUGGCUCCGACCACGACUACAACCACGGCUUGACCUCCCUCAAAUCUCUCCUUCUCCCCGUCGAAUUCAUCCCCCGCUCUUCGUCUGAGAAGGGGCGUUCGAAGAGAACGCCUUCCCAGAGCCGGCUGGGGUUCGAGACCUUGUCUUUGCCCUCGCCGAGAGGGAUGUCGACCGACUUAGAGGCUACGCCCAAAGCUCGACGCCGCUCUGUCGCUUCCACCACCAUCACCCAUCAACCCAUCAAUGUCCCUUCUUCCCCCCAGGUCCCCUUCCCUUCCACCAUCCCGAAACCUUUCCUCCGCAUCCUUUUCCUCGCCUGCGUCGUCCUCUCCUCCGCUCUUAUCAUGUACGAGUUCCCGGCAAUGAGGCCGCACGGUAUCGCGAAAGGAAUAGCAUCGGAGGGAGGGAGGGGCUUUGUGGAGCUCAUAGACCCGCUUGGCGAAGAGGCCUACUACCAGCCUCCCCAGACUCAGGGCGCUAGGAUGCUUUGGGGGAAGAAGAGUGUGAGGGAGGAGAGUGUUGUCAUGGAGCAGCUCGCGCAAGAGGUUGUCGCUAUCGCCGCGCACCCUAAGGCUACCCGUCCUGCUCUGCGCGCCCGCCCCCUUCCUGAAUCCCACGAACUUCUUGCGCUCCAGUCGUACAUCCUCUCGUCUGCGUACAACGUCGUUCCCUCUUCCGUCGACCCUUCUCUUCCGCUGGAUGCGAACACCAUCUUGGGUAUCGGCUCGCACAAACUUGGCGCUUUGGGAGGUGAGAGGGAGACUGCGUGGUUGAAGGAUGUCGAGAGGGAGUGGGCGGAUGAGGUUGUAAUCUGGUACGGUGGUGAUGGCACAAGUCAAUACCCCCACUCGGUCCUUGACAUUAUCGAAUCCACCCACAAUUCCAACCGUCACCCAACCUUCAUCCCCGUCCACGCUCGAUCCGACCGCGAGACUAUCCUCGCGAUUUUCGCCCGUCUCGGUUUACCCCUUGCCCAAUCCCCUAUUAUCAUGAUCGACAACAAGCCUAUUAUUGGAGAUCUGGAGACUCUGGAGGAGAUGAAGCUCUCGGGUGAGCUUGGGAGGAGAUUGACGAGCGUAGGGUGGAAGCACGUUGAGAAGAGGGUCGGAACGAAGCCGAAGAUGGCUGUUAUCAAGAAGCAGCCGCCUACGGAUCAGGAGGAGGCCGAGGAGGCUUUGGUUGAAACUUAGAAGGGCGGUAUAGUAGUAUGGAGGCUGUACACGUACGGUAGUCAGAUGUAACGAAGCGCUGGUCGCAUUUCAGUUGGUCCCAAGUCGCCUGUUCUUAAAGUUUUAUAAUCCCCAUCUUUAUAUACAUUUCCCCAAUUGACACCUAUGAAUCCUAGAUGAUCUCCUGCAGCAA
This is a messenger RNA of Cryptococcus amylolentus CBS 6039, 1581 nucleotides long. RefSeq lists its product as hypothetical. The transcript is spliced from 3 exons. The coding region runs from base 165 to 1409 and encodes 414 amino acids. NCBI's taxonomy places the organism in Eukaryota, Fungi, Basidiomycota, Tremellomycetes, Tremellales, Cryptococcaceae. The record is from RefSeq and is a predicted model, not a curated record.